Haplochromis burtoni (Burton's mouthbrooder) is the source of this 4142-nucleotide messenger RNA. RefSeq names its product phospholipid phosphatase 5 (gene plpp5). NCBI's taxonomy places the organism in Eukaryota, Metazoa, Chordata, Actinopteri, Cichliformes, Cichlidae. Gene Ontology annotation, molecular function: phosphatidate phosphatase activity. Gene Ontology annotation, biological process: phospholipid metabolic process. The record is from RefSeq and is a predicted model, not a curated record.
AAAUGAGUACAUCAGAGGGGCAACUCAGGUUGAGUGUUUGGAGAUAAAGUUAGGGGUUAGACCGAGAUGAUUUGGGCAUUUGCAGAGGAGGAAUAGUGAACAUACUGGACAAAGGAUGUUGAAGAUGUAGCUGCCAUGCAGGAGGAAAAGAGAAAUACUUCAAAGGAAUUUUCAUGGGUGUAGUCAAGGAAAUUUGGUGUGAUAGAGGAGGAUAGUAAGGAUAAGGGGAGAUGGAGGCAGGUGAUUGGCUGUAGAUGUUAAGGUUAAAACUAGACUUACAGCCCAAAACAUUAACCAGUAUCACCAGGAGGUGCCCAGGAAAUAACUGUACCACAUCAACAGAAUAAAGCAGAAUAACUUCAGCUGUUUGUAAUGCACAUACUUGUAACUAAAGUAUUUUGCAUAAAUCACUGAAACUAUUUAAAAAAAAAAAAUCAAUAAUCUUCUCAUCUAUUUAGGUUUCAUUGUUUUUCUUUCAACAUCUAAAUUAAAGUAAAACUAAAUCUCAGCUCUCCAUUGUCUUUAGUCCCAGUUAAGUUAAAAGAUGGUGGAGUGAAGAUGUUUGCUGUUGACUGACGUCCACUCCGAGAAACAAAAUGAAGAGGAGGCUGCUGCGUGGUUUCCUGUCGGAAAUUUCCAUCCGGCUGGCGCUGUUGGUGGUGUUCCUUGUGACGGAGCAGCUUCCUCCUUUCUACCGUGAGAUCCAGGCAGAGGAGAUGUGGCUGUAUAAAUUCCACCGCGUGGAGAGGGACCAUGUACCCACCUCUCUUAUGUUUAGUGUGGCGGUUUGCACCCCGCUGAUUGUAAUCCUGGCUUUCACCUUCCUGAAUAAGUUGGAGCGUGGUGAUCUGAAGGAAGCCUCACUGGCUGUGACUCUGACUCUAGUGCUGAACGGAGUUUUCACCAAUGUCAUCAAACUUGUAGUUGGCAGGCCACGACCAGACUUCUUCUACCGCUGUUUCCCAGACGGUCAGAUGAAUCUGGAGCUGCGAUGCAGUGGUGACCCAGAUGUCAUCAUGGAAGGCAGAAAGAGCUUUCCCAGCGGGCAUUCUUCCUUUGCCUUUGCAGGUUUGGGCUUCACAGCGCUCUACAUUGCAGGAAAGCUGCGCUGCUUCACAGCAGCGGGCCAAGGCCGAGCGUGGCGGCUGUGUGCCUUCCUCACUCCUUUACUCAUUGCAGCUGUGAUCGCCCUCUCCAGAACCUGCGACUACAAACACCACUGGCAAGAUGUGCUGGUGGGGUCUCUGCUGGGUCUCGCCUUCGCCUGGCUGUGCUACAGGCAGCACUACCCUCCCCUUCGGGACCCAGACUGCCACAGACCUCUGCGUCACAGAGAGACUGUUCCUGCCGCACAGGAGCGCAAGCUGGCCAACUCCACCUACAUCCUGCCCAUGUAGAAAAGCUGUAACUGCAUUUUCCUCUUUGCUGGUGUCAUUUAAACUGAGUUGCACAGUAAUCCAUGUAAUACUGUUUUUUCACUCUUUAGGGCUGGGCAGCAUAUCGGUAUUUAAGUUGAUCAUUAAUCAUUGUCUAUGUAUUCUCUGGGUUUUCUUUUUGUAGAGGGAGACAUGAUACACAGUUUCUUUUCUGGAAUGAAUUUGCAUCAAUUACCGAUUCAAAUUUUCUCCUACAUUGUUUCUGAAACCCUUGAGAGCUACACUAGCACAUUAGCAGGUGUCUUUCUAGUCCCGUAAUUACCCAGCAAACAGGUCAAAAGAGGUCGCAGUACGACCACAAAAACUAAACCGUAGACAGACGUAUGUCAGUGUUGUCUCAACGCAGAAUAGAGGCAAGGUCAGACAGCCUCUUGUAAAGUGAGGAAUAACAAAUCGGGUUACUGCAAAAACACUUUAUAUUUUUACAGUUUUCUGCAUCUAAACUGUAUUUCAUUUGUGGCACAGUGAAGUUUAUGCAUUGAACUUUUACAAUUAUCUCCUCCCUGUCCUUGAUGUCAGUGUCAUAGACUCAGGAACGCUCAGGAAAAGAAAGAGGUCACACGACAUGAUUAUUUUUUCUCCUGAUUCCUCCUCUCGAGACACUUUUUUGUUUUAUUCUCAUCAAUAAGGAGAUAGUGGGGAAAAAAAAUCUUGAACACAAGCUUUCUCUUACCAGAAAGUCUAACAAUGAUGUCCGGUAACCUCAUGUAUUUUUCCAACUGUGACUUGACGUCUGAAAAUUCCGCUGUGACAGUUAUUCAGUAUUGAAAUGUUUGCUGGGUACAGAUGGGGUAUCUCAUUAUCAUGAUGCUGUUCUCCAGCCCAGCUCUGCACACUCUGUGUAUUGUGCCUAUAGAUCACAUACUUUACUCACAACAGCUGAGCAGGUUAUCUACACAGCCACUGUACAAACAGUCCACCACUCAUCAGUCUCUGGCUCAGCUGCUGUGAAAGAGUUUCUCAUGUGAGAAUCACUUUGUGAUUGUUUUGUAAACUUGCAACUUUGUAAAGACGCAGGAUUGAGGCUUAAAGGGAAGCUAACCGCACUCUGAGGUUCAUUUCUGUGCAUAGACGCCUCCUCUGGUGAGAAGAAUCGAAACUCAAUGCCUGAGGAUUUUUCACCAUCUGUUUCAGUCUUUGUGGUUUUAGAGCUGGCUCAGGCUUAAACAAACACUGGGAGCAAACAUCAGCUUGUUAGGGGUCAAAGUCCUUGACUGUCCUUUCUGUUCACAGAUCAAAAUAGCACAAACACACCUAGUAAAACCUCAGAGAAACAUGUUAUGACAUGAUGACACAGACAGUAAGAUGUGAUUAAAUGAUCCAGUGUAAUGGAACUUUUGAGCUUAGAUGCUACUGACCACCAGACCAUGUCUCUCUUGGGGUUACUGGGUAAAACUGCAUCUGUCAUGAUGCCUGUUAUAGCAUAUCACAACACUAAGAUACUUUGUGGUAAACAUUUUGUUGUUUUUGAUAAGGAAUUGGGUAAAGACACAGGAUUGUCUUUGUUAUACCUGCAAAUUAAGAAUGUGAAAUUAACUUUAUGCUGCCAUAAAGUGCAGUGGCAGCAACAGCCUUUCAGUUUAAACAGCCUGGCUUGAUGUUGGCUGGUCCCACGAUUAAAUCAUAGCUAACAACGAGUUAAAUAUUACUUUGACUUUCCCAUCUUUUCUGUGGUGUUUUGAUGCUUUGAUGAUGUAAAACUUUGAAAAAAAAAGUCAAUACUUUAUAGGUAAAACCUUCUUAAAUUGCUGAGCACUGUUGUUAAAACAAAAGUGCAAUUAAUAGGGACUAUUUUCAGCUGCGGAUGAAUACACAUAUAACAUUCCAGUAGUUUUUGGACAGCAGUGAAGCUCUGUGGCACAGAGGAAAACAGUAUUUGUUUUGCUUUUGAGCAUAUAUUGGGUUUAGUGAUUAAAAGUAUAUAACACCUCCAAGUGAUUCUGUUAAAUGAACUUUCAGGAGUGCAAACAACUAAGCACUCCUCUUGCAUUUAAAGCCAAGUUCACGUAAACACAUUGAUCACGCUUAUUUAUUUUUACUUUAUCGAAUGCUUUAAAACUUUGUCUUCCUAUAAUAUAUGUUCAAUGUUUCCAUUUAUUGAUUUUUAAAAAAAAAAAAAAACUUCUCUGUAAAAAGUCCUCCAUGAUAUUAACAUCCUGAUGUAGCAGUGCUGCUUUACGCUUCUCAGUUUUUCCAGUGCCUGCUUUGCUUUAAAUGAUAAAGUCAUCUCUGGUGUAACAGGACAGCUCAGCCAAUCACGUUAUUCCAAGUCACCGUAACUGUAAAGCGAGUUAAACGAGUCUUCUCAGGCUUACUGUAGAUGGGGUACUGUAGGUACUGUUUUAACCUCUCCAGGCGAUGGUGCUACCCUCCCAGUGCUCCUGCUGGCCAGGUUUUUCUCUCCAGCAUGUAAACUCAUCGAUCGUAAUUUGAGACAUUUAACGCUACAAUUUGUGGUUUGGGCGUAUUUUGAGUUUUUAUUUAUUUAAUGUAUAUUUUUUUCUGUUUGUGUGUUGAACCGGCAAAAGUUUUGCACGGUUAACCCAAGCAUAAAAGCAGCUGGAUCUCAGUGGUUACAGACCAAACUUGGCAUAAAGAAAGCGGAUAAUUUUUGUGCCUUUGUUUACUAUGUUCCUCUCAGUUCAUGAAUGAAGUGUAUGCUGCAUGUUAUGGUGUAUGCUCUCUGUCAUGUAACCUUUUUUUUUU